This is a messenger RNA of Erinaceus europaeus (western European hedgehog), 4151 nucleotides long. RefSeq names its product ArfGAP with SH3 domain, ankyrin repeat and PH domain 3 (gene ASAP3). NCBI's taxonomy places the organism in Eukaryota, Metazoa, Chordata, Mammalia, Eulipotyphla, Erinaceidae. Gene Ontology annotation, molecular function: GTPase activator activity; protein binding. The transcript has 25 exons. The record is from RefSeq and is a predicted model, not a curated record. Gene Ontology annotation, cellular component: cytoplasm; focal adhesion. Bases 125 to 2851 code for a protein of 908 amino acids. Gene Ontology annotation, biological process: cell migration; positive regulation of GTPase activity.
GUGGGGCGGGUGGAGGCUCGGACAGCUUCCCAGGCAGGCGGGCGCUCAGGCUGGUCCCGCGACCUGCAGCAGGCGCCUCCAGUUCCCAGCUGCCGCCGCCCCUGCGCUCCAUACCGGCUCCGCCAUGCCUAAGCAGUUCAGCGUCGCCGAGUUCCUAGCCGUCACCGUCGAGGACCUCAGUUCCCCAGCCGGGGCCGCCGCCUUCGUCGCCAAGAUGCCUCGGUGCCGGGGGGCGGUGUUGGCGCGGGAGGAGAUCCUAGAAGGAGACCAAGCCAUCCUGCAGAGAAUAAAGAAGGCUGUGCGGAUGAUCCACAGCUCUGGCCUUGGCCAUGUGGAGAAUGAGGAGCAAUACCAAGAGGCAGUGGAGUCCUUAGGCAACAGCCACCUGUCCCAGAAUAGCCAUGAACUGUCCACAGGCUUCCUGAACUUGUCUGUGUUCACUCGAGAGGUGGCUGCACUUUUCAAGAACUUGGUUCAGAACCUGAACAACAUUGUGUCUUUUCCCCUGGACAGUCUGUUGAAGGGGCAGCUGAGGGAUGGACGGCAGGAUUCCAAAAAGCAGCUGGAGAAGGCAUGGAAGGACUAUGAAACCAAAAUGACCAGGUUGGAGAAGGAGAGAGAUCGUGCCAGGAUGUCAGGAGGGAGUCCUGGGGAGCUGGCCCAUGACACACAGAGAGAACGACGAGUCUUCCAGUUGCAUAUGUGUGAGUAUCUGCUCAAGGCCAAGGAAAGCCAGAUGAAGCAAGGCCCUGAUUUCCUGCAGAGCCUCAUCAAGUUCUUCCAUGCCCAACACAACUUUUUCCAAGAUGGCUGGAAGGCUGCUCAGAGCUUGUCCCCCUUCAUCGAGAAACUGGCAGUCUCAGUCCAUGCACUGCGGCAAGCCCAGGAGGAAGAGCUGCAGAAUCUGACCCAGCUCCGGGACUCCCUCCGAGGGACGCUGCAGCUUGAAAGCAGAGAGGAACAGGAGAAUCUGAACCGGAAGAAUUCAGGAGGUGGCUACAGUAUCCACCAGCACCAAGGCAACAAGCAAUUUGGGACAGAGAAGGUGGGCUUUCUCUACAAGAAAAGUGAUGGAAUUAGAAGAGUGUGGCAGAAAAGGAAGUGUGGAAUCAAGUAUGGCUGCCUGACCAUCUCUCACAGCACGAUAAACCGGCCCCCUGUGAAGCUGACUCUGCUGACAUGCCAAGUGAGACCAAACCUGGAAGAGAAAAAGUGCUUUGACCUGGUGACUCACAACAGGACAUACCACUUCCAGGCAGAGGAUGAACACGAGUGUGAGGCGUGGGUAUCAGUGCUACAGAAUAGCAAGGAUGAAGCCUUGAGCAGUGCCUUUCUCGGGGAGCCCAGCAGCAGCAGCCUGGGUCCUUGGGGCAGUGCCGGGCUGCAAGGGGAGCCCCAAGACCUCACAAAGCUGCUCAUUGCUGAGGUGAAGAACAGGCCUGGGAACAACCAGUGUUGCGACUGUGGGGCUGCAGACCCCACUUGGCUCAGCACCAACCUAGGCGUGCUCACCUGCAUCCAGUGCUCUGGCGUCCACCGCGAGUUGGGUGUGCGCUUCUCCCGCAUGCAGUCCCUCACCUUGGACCUGCUAGGCUCCUCUGAGUUAUUGCUUGCGUUAAACAUUGGAAACACAUGCUUCAAUGAGAUCAUGGAAGCCCAGCUGCCUUCACACAGUGGCCCUAAACCCUCAGCUGAGAGUAACAUGAGUGCCCGCAGGGACUACAUUGUGGCCAAGUAUGUCGAACACAGAUUUGCCCGACGGUCCACACUUGAACCUCAGAGACUACAAAUGGCCAUAUGUAAUCAGGACCUUCUGUCUGUGCUAGAAGCCUUUGCUAAUGGGCAGGACUUUAGACAGCCACUACUUGAGCCUGAGGGGCAGGCACCUGGAGAACUUGCCCUGCACUUGGCUAUCAGAGUCGCCAACCAGACCUCUCUGCCUCUGGUGGACUUCAUCAUUCAAAAUGGUGGCCACUUGGAUGCCAAGGCUGCAGAUGGGAAUAGCGCUCUGCAUUGUGCUGCUCUCUACAACCAGCCCGACUGCCUCAAGCUACUACUGAAAGGGAGAGCUUCAGUUGGCUCAGUGAAUGAUUCAGGAGAGACAGCUCUAGACAUUGCCAGGAAAAAGCAGCACAAGGAAUGUGAGGAGCUGUUGGAGCAGGCGCAGGCUGGAACACUGGCCUUCCCUCUGCACUUGGACUACUCCUGGGAAAUCUCCACAGAGCCUGGAUCUGACAGUGGGGAGGAUGAGGAAGAAAAGCAGCUCUGCCCUCUGAAGCCCCCAACCCUGGCCCAUUGGACUAAUGUGAGGUUGGACAUCAGCAACAAGACCUAUGAGACCAUCACCAGCCUGGCACCAACUGCCCCUCAGAGCCAGAGUGAGGAUUUCCCCCCACCCUUGCCAGUCAAAAAUCCUUCUCGGUCGGUGGUUCAAGAACGGGCUGGACAUGGAAGUAGAGAUUGGUUAGAAGCCCCCAGCCUCAGCUUGGAGCCCUUUGGGGUCCCUGAGAACCUGAGCAGUCCAGGCUCUUCCUCUUCCAGCCUCAUGAGCCCUGUGGAACCUGGGGGUCCCAGUAAAACCCUGCCUGGCUCUGAAGAGGGCCCCAGGGAAUCCCCAGGCCCUUCCAAACCCAGCCUGAUAUCUGGAACCACUCUUGCAGAAACAUAUCACCCAGUCAGGUUCAGCUCAGAAAGCACACGUUCCUAUCGGCGGGGAGGCCGGAGCCUGGAAGACAGUUCCUCAUCCAGGCAGCCUCUGCUCAAAAGGAACAUGCCGGUUGGCAUCACUGAAGGUGACAGCUCAAGGGCUGGAGGUCUGCCUUCAAGUUCUAUGCAGCCUUUGCAAGACUAGCUCCAUGCUGGCUCUUGAAUGCCUGAACCAUCCCCACUCUGGACCUCAACAUUUGGAGCUGGACUUGAGCCCACAACAUUGAGAACCUGAGCUGUUUGUUCCGUUUGGGCCUUGUUUUCUCUGUCCUUUGAACCUCUGCAACUGACUUUCCUCCCUGACAUAGAUCCAUGUUCCUAUCAAGGACACAAGCCCUUUAUCUUAGGGCUGAUGGUGGUUCUUUCCCCACUAUCUCAUUACCUCCUAGGGACCAGGGAAUGCUAUGGCUGAAUCUAAAUCCUCCUAAUCUAGCUUCAGCUACAGAACCCUUGAUCCUUUCAGACCAGGACUGUUUCUUCCAUCAGCUUGGGGGCUCCACAAGAGUAGGACUAGCCUGCCUUUAUCAUUCUCCAAACUAGAAAUUCUGCCAGACUAAGAGCUGUCUUCUCGACUGUCCCUUAACUUUUGUUCCUUUACUGAGUUCUGGCUCUGUGUCCACAUCUGCACUAGGCAUUAUAGAUGCCAGAUGAGUGAGACAGGGUCCUGUAAGGGUAUACUCCCUUGCUGAAAAGUGCAUCUCAAGGGCUGGGCUAGGGUUGGGGUAGGACUAGAUUCCUGGGGAUGGUCUAGGCCUAGGGGAAGACUGACAGCUAUUUUAUGCCUGUAUGAUACCACAGUUGUCUAUAAUUCAUAUAAAUUCUGUAUGGUUAGUGUCUGUGCUAUACUGGCCAUCAUUGAGAAUCAUUCUGUUUGAGGAAUAGUACAGCCUUCCCAAAGAUGUCUACCAUAUUCUCCACCAGGAGGUAGAAUAGGCUCUCCUCCUGCCACAUCCCUAUGUGCCUGCUCACCUGAUUAAGUAGGAAGGAAAGAAUGACCUAGAACAGUUGAUCCUCGGUUUUCACCUCUUCUCUUGGUCAACUCAGUGUCAGGAAAAAGGUCAAAAAAGGAGGAAUAAUAGUGAUAGAAAUAGGAUGGCAGACACAUAAUUGCCACCAUGACUUUUAGCCCCACAUUAAAAAGCAGGUAUACUGGAGCCACCAUCAUUCUCUCACUCAAGUUUCCAGAGGUUGAGUGUGGGGCCCUGGUAAGGAUGGGUCAGGCCAAGAGAGGGAGUCCUCUAGAGGGUGCCAGUGGCCAACACAGCAGUGUGGCUGUUGCUACUGGUGGGGUUGGGGGGUGGUGCCUAUAGCUGUUUACUCUGGAGCCCUGACUGGUUUCAGUCCUAUAGGCACAGGAUUGUCUUCUGAAACUCCAGUGUCUGUUUUGGUUCAUCUCAGACUUGAUAUUUUGCUCAUCUCUAAUAAAAGUUUUGGGUUUUGCCUUU